This is a messenger RNA of Nasonia vitripennis (jewel wasp), 1307 nucleotides long. Its product is annotated as mediator of RNA polymerase II transcription subunit 29. Lineage: Eukaryota; Metazoa; Arthropoda; Insecta; Hymenoptera; Pteromalidae. Gene Ontology annotation, cellular component: mediator complex. The transcript is spliced from 2 exons. The record is from RefSeq and is a predicted model, not a curated record. Bases 409 to 960 code for a protein of 183 amino acids. Gene Ontology annotation, molecular function: transcription factor binding; transcription coregulator activity. Gene Ontology annotation, biological process: regulation of transcription by RNA polymerase II.
GCCACGAUGUUUCUCGAUCGGCUGCCGAGUGGAGUCUGCCACUCUGCAGUCUGCCCUGUCUGCCGUGAUGUGCCUAUAAGUAUAGUAUACUUACUGCGGACCAAUCCUAUGGCUGUCUCUUUCUCGCUACUUAAUACUUAUACCGUGGCGGCGGUGUGAACUGCAACGCCGCCGAGGCCCGAGACUGUCGUAGAUGGCGUAACAAGAGCCUGACCGCUGACGGCAGCGGGCAGCGUCAGCUCGACUCGAGCUUACUGGCUUCUCACUUCUAGUCAUGAGUGGAUUCAGGGGUGAACCGUGAAUUGAUGUUGUGACAUGACGCUGGAUCGGUAUCUGUGAACCGAACAUUUCGUUGAAAUACGCGUUUGUAUUAUAUAGCAAUCCCGUUUCAACACUGCAAAAAUCAAAAUGAACAACAUGAAUAUGCCAAUGCAGCAAGGUGGACCAAUGAUGAAUCAAAUGGUCCAGGGAAAUCCUGUUCAAAUGGCGAAUGCCCAGCACGCAAUGCAUCCAAAUCAAACGCCUAUCCAGCAAGCGCAACCAAUGGAGAAGCAAGACAAUAUUUCUAAAGUGAAAUCUCUGAUAGGACCCUUGAGAGAUUCUCUCUCAGUUGCCUUGAAAACUGCUGCACAUACAUUGCACCAAAACAGUUUAGUGGACACAUCCAAGGGAAUAGAUCCUCCGGAUCACCGAUUCAACAAGAACAUGGAGGAAUUUUACUCAAUUUGCGAUCAGAUCGAGCUUCAUCUCAGAACAUCAAUUGAAUGUUUGAGCCAGAAUUCUAGUUCUGUGAGAUAUAUGCCUGUGUCUGUGAUGCCUAUUAGACCAGAUAACCUUAGCUCCCAAGAAGCUUUGAAUUACUCGCAGUAUUUGAUGACUGUUAGAACACAAGUUCAGUACAUUCGUGACGUUUACGAGACACUCAAUCAUGCAGCUCGAGCAAUUUCAGCAACUGAUUGAUCAUGUGUAAUUAUUUUUUUAAGUAUUAUAAUAUAAUUACUUUGUGUUUAUUAAGAAAGAACUGUUCUCUUUUCUACGAGAUUAUUCUUUGGACAAACAAAGAAAUUGUUUGUGACAAGAUGUACAAAAGUAAUAAAAUACAAAGUUUAUUUAAUAAAUAUAUAAAAAUUCGUUUCUUAAAAUAUAUAAAACCACUCAACAUAAUAUCUGAGAAAUAGAUGAUUAGCCAGCCUCAUUAGACUGUGAUAAUAAGUGAGAGCAGGUUUUUAAAAUAUCAGCCUGUAAAUUACAGAUUUUUUCUUCAACUCUGAAAUAUGAAAUAAAUUAUUAAUUUUAUUAUUUAAAAA